Amborella trichopoda is the source of this 3303-nucleotide messenger RNA. RefSeq names its product putative pentatricopeptide repeat-containing protein At3g23330. Gene Ontology annotation, molecular function: RNA binding; zinc ion binding; protein binding. Lineage: Eukaryota; Viridiplantae; Streptophyta; Magnoliopsida; Amborellales; Amborellaceae. The record is from RefSeq and is a predicted model, not a curated record. Gene Ontology annotation, biological process: RNA modification.
CACUGUUCAAAAAUAGAAAAAUGUGUUUGCCACAUUGAAAAUGUUCCUAUUUCUUAGUAGAUUUUGGAGCUCACUUGGGGCAUGGGCCUUGUGGAAUUGGUCCUUUUUCCAAUAUUUUUUUUCAUGGUGCAAAUUUUGUUACUUUUCUAUAAACUCAUGUUCUGAUCCGGAUUCCCGUUCUCACUUGGAGCAUGGGCCUUGGGACUUCGUUGGCAACAGUAUGGGUAUAUGAGCUUGGUGGCAAUAGACCCGAUUUCACCCGGGACCUAACGAGAUAGACCUAGGACGUACCGGGUACGGGUAUGGGUCGAACUUUUGGAUCCAAUGGGUCGGGUCCAAGUCUAAAACCUGAACUCGAAUACUAUUCGGAUAUGGGUCUGGGUCGGGGUCCGGGUCCAGCCGGACCCCACCUGUUGCAUCCCCUAUUUCUGGACUUGUUGGCAUUGUUACUGUGAAGCAGAAUUGAGGUAACUAGCGCAAGGAAUGAAGGCGCUACGUAGAAGAGGAUGAUCAAAUGGAUGCUAUUAAAUUGAUCCCCAAAUCCUUCUUAUCGCCAAAGCGAAAUUUACUCGGUACUCGCUGAAACUUUUAUCCCCUUGGCAAACCCUACAAAACGAAAUAUUGGCGAAAUCUACUGCAACUUUGCACCUCAAAACCCCUCAAAAAAGGAAGCCAUCUCUAUUCAUGAUCCUUGCAAUCCAUGGAUCAAGAGCCAAAUUCACCCUCAAUUUUCUUUGCCAUUUUGACUCAAUUCCCGAAAGAUACAUUCGACUGAGAAAAACCUUUAAAACCCAACGAAUUUCAGGCCAAAGGAGCAUCUCUUCCAAUCCUCAAGAUUUCAACAUCCCACAGAUUCAUAAUGGCGAUAAGUCUCUUAAAAAAUCUGAAAAUUUCCAUUUUCUAGUGAAAUCAAGCUCCCCCAAAACCCUCUCUCUCCAAAAAUCAGUGGAACUUUAUGCAAAUGCAGGUGAUUUACACAAAGCCCAGAACUUGUUUGAUGAAAUUCAUGAACCAAGAAUUCGGUCAUGGACUUCUCUCAUUUCUGGCUAUAACAAAUGGGGUCUCGCAAAAAAAGCCACUGAGCUUUAUCAUCAAUUCAAAAAGGCAAAGAAGCUAGAACCAAAUACCUUUUUUCUCUUGGCCAUCGCUAGAGCAUGCUCCUAUUUGAAGGAUCUCAAUUUAGCACAUGAGAUCCACAACGAUGUGAAAAGGCUCGGGUUAGAGAGAGAUCUUCUCAUGGGGAAUGUCUUAAUAGACAUGUAUGGAAAAUGCAGGUUUGUCUGGGGCGCGACUGAGGUUUUCAAGGGCCUAGAAGAGAGAGAUGUAAUCUCUUGGACCACAAUGGCUUCUGCCUAUCUUCACUGUGGGCUCUCGAAAAAGGCUCUUGAGAUUGUUAGAGAGAUGCAGAUUAAUGGGGUUAAGCCAAAUUCAGUUACUGUUUCUUUGGUUCUCAAAGCUUGCUCAGAUUUGAAAGCGUUGAACCUUGGAAGAGAGUUUCAUGGUUAUGUUUUGAGAAUGGGUUUGGAAGCCAAUGUUUAUGUGAGCAGUGGGCUUGUCGAUGUGUAUGCUAAUUGUUUAGACUCAGUUCGAGCUCGCUUAGUUUUUGAUCGGAUUCAAGAGAGAGAUGUGGUCUCAUGGAAUGUAAUUUUAACAACUUAUUUUAGGUCUGGUGUGAGUGGAAAAGCUUUUGAGCUUUUCAGAGAAAUGAAGGCUUCGGGGAUAAAACCGAAUUUAGAUUCAUGGAAUGCUAUGAUUGCUGGGUGUUCGCAGAAUGGUGAAUAUGAGAAAGCUAUGGAAUUUUUUGCUCAUAUGACUAAUACAGGCUUUAAGCCUAACAAAAUCACAGUCACAAGCCUACUUCCAGUUUGUGCAAACCUAGAGAGCUUAUGUCAAGGAAGACAGAUACAUGGGUUCGGGUUUAGGCAUGGGCAUGUGCAUGAAAUGGCCGUGGCAACAGCCAUAGUCAUCAUGUAUGCCAAAUGCGGGCGCUUAUCUUCCUCCAAAAAGGUUUUCGAAUCGAUGGGAGAGAAAGACACAGUAGCAUGGAAUAGCAUGAUCAUGGGGCAUGCCAUGUAUGGCCAUGGCAUGGAGGCAUUGGCCCUCUUUAACCAGAUGAGGGAUAUGGGUCUCAAGCCUAACAACGUUACGUUCACUGGUGUGCUUUCAGCUUGCAGCCAUGGAGGCCUGGUUUCAGAGGGUUGUGCCUUGUUUCGGGACAUGGGUCCAUGCCAUGGGAUCAAUCCUGAUCGUGAGCAUUAUGCAUGCAUGGUGGAUAUAUUAAGUCGAUCAGGUCGGCUCGUUGAGGCCUACGAGCUUAUAAAAACCAUGCCUUUUGAGCCUAGUGCUGGAGCUUGGGGAGCUUUGCUUGGAGCUUGUAGGGUGUAUAAGAAUGUUGAAUUGGGACAAAUUGCAGCUUCUAAUUUAUUCGAGAUAGAACAGAAUAAUCCAGGGAAUUACAUUCUGUUGUCGAAUAUUUUUACUGCUUCAGGUAUGUGGGUUGAGGCGUCAAGGAUCAGGGGACUGAUGAGAGAGAAAGGGGUUCUGAAAACACCAGGAAGAAGUUGGGUCGAGAUCAAGAACAGAGUGCACAGUUUCACAGUAGGGGAUAGAAAGCACGAGGAAAAAGAGAAGAUAUAUGCUUUUCUUGCCAAGUUAUAUGAAAAGAUGAAGCUUCAUGGCUACAUGCCUAGUAGUGAGUUUGUCUUGCAAGAUGUAGAGAGAGAAGAGGGAGAAGAGAGCUUGGGUUGGCAUAGUGAGAAGUUGGCUGUGGCUUUCGGAUUGCUCAAGGGAGAACCAGGUUUACCGGUUAGGGUUUUUAAGAACCUACGAAUAUGUGGGGAUUGCCAUGGUGCCAUCAAGCUGAUCUGUAAGAUAGUUGGCAGAGAUAUAAUUGUUCGAGACUCCGUGAGAUUUCACCAUUUCAGAGAUGGGUCUUGUUCUUGUCGAGAUUUUUGGUGAUCUCUCCCUCUCAUCCAAAUUAAUGUUAAGAGGAAGAUCAACAAACCAAGCUUGGAUUCGUAACUUAGUUUAUUUUCCAUUCAAUCAAAGUUUACUUACAAAUUCACCAUGAUCUAGAGAGAAGUGUCUAACUUGCAGAAGUUCCUGUAAAUUGGGUCCCCAAUUUGUGGCAUGCAAUGGUCUGCAGGGCUUGGACCCUUGAUGUUUCUAUACUGUAACAUACAUGAGAUGGAGAGAAACGCCAUCUAAAUAACCUCUUGUUGUAAAUGUUAGUGAGAUGGCUAGACUGACCAAUCCAGAGAGAGACCUUGUUAAUACAAGUUGAUCUAAAGAGUAAAUUAUGCA